UGGGCAGAACCGCUGGCCUGAUGGACUCCGAGAGCCUCCUACUGUCGCUGGAGCUGGCGUCCGGCAGUGGGCAGGGCCUCAGCCCCGACCGCCGGGCCUCCCUGCUCACUUCCCUCCUGCUGGUUAAACGCGACUACCGCUACGACCGGAUCCUCUUCUGGGGCCGCAUCCUCGGCCUGGUCGCCGAUUACUACAUCGCGCAGGGCUUGACCGAGGACCAGCUCGCACCGCGCAAAACCCUCUACAGUCUGAACUGCAUGGAGUGGAGCCUCUUGCCCCCCGCCACGGAGGAGAUGCUGCUGCAGACGUCUGUGGUGAGCGGCCGCUUCAUGGGGGACCCCUCACAUGAGUAUGAACACACGGAGCUGCAGAAGAUGAACGACGGUGACAAGGUCUUUGAAGAAGAAGUGGUGAUUCAGAUCAAGGAAGAAACCCGCUUGGUGUCCAUCAUUGACCAGAUAGACAAGGCUGUGGCCAUUAUCCCCCGAGGUGCCCUCUUCAAGACACCUUUUGGACCCACCCACGUCAAUCGGACCUUUGAAGGACUGUCCUUGUCUGAGGCCAAGAAGCUCAGUUCCUACUUCCACUUCAAGGAGGCUGUUGAACUGAAGAACAAGACCUUGCUUGAGAAGGCUGACUUGGACCCUUCCCUGGACUUCAUGGACUCCUUGGAGCAUGAUAUCCCCAGAGCUGGAGCAGCGAUCUCAGGCAGCGGCCAGGCUGUGGACCUUGGGACUCCAUCACAAGCAAGCUCUGAGUGGCAAUGCCAACCUCAGGCAGCAGAGGGCAGCAAGGAGGCUGGCUGCCUGGAAAGUGGCCUUUAAGGUGAUGGGAGUUGGGGAGAGGGGUAGGAGACAGAGGCAUUGGAGAGGAGAAGGAUCAGCCUUUUCUUGGGGAAGGGGGUGCGGAUAGCUCCUCUCACCCCAGUCCCUUGGAAGUCUGGCUAAUGGUGCUUGGUUUUCUAGACCAAGGGGACUGGCCCUAACCCCCCACCCCCACCCCCCAUUCAAUGAAACAGGAGUCUGUUCCCAGGCCUCUAGAGGGUUUGACUCUACUUUGCGGGGAGGGCAUGUGG
Molecule: messenger RNA, 1075 nt
Organism: Loxodonta africana (African savanna elephant)
Lineage: Eukaryota; Metazoa; Chordata; Mammalia; Proboscidea; Elephantidae
Gene: RSPH9
Product: radial spoke head component 9
Exons: 5
Coding region: 21-824 (267 amino acids)
Biological process (GO): axoneme assembly; cilium movement involved in cell motility; motile cilium assembly
Cellular component (GO): axoneme
Source: RefSeq, a predicted model, not a curated record